Molecule: messenger RNA, 2841 nt
Organism: Dictyostelium purpureum
Lineage: Eukaryota; Evosea; Eumycetozoa; Dictyosteliales; Dictyosteliaceae
Exons: 3
Coding region: 1-2841 (946 amino acids)
Source: RefSeq, a predicted model, not a curated record
AUGGAAUAUGAAUUUGAAAUCGAAGAUGAACAUACAAUAAUUCAGCAACAAUUGCACCAAAGGCUAAAUAAUGGCUCCAAUAACAAUAUAGAAGAUGAUGAUGAUCAAGUUACAGACCAUCAAAAUGAACAACAGCAACAUCAGCACAAUAAUGAAAGUUCAAAAAAAGAUAUUUUAACCCCAAUUUUAUCAAAUUUAUAUAUACCACAUCUUUAUUUAACUAAAGAGGAAAUAAUUUCAUUAAAAGAAAACAAAUCACAUGAAGCUUUUUUUUUUAAAAUUAUACCAAAUUAUUAUCAAUUAAAUUAUGAAAAUAAUAAUGAAGAAUUACAAAUAUUAUUAUUAAAUUAUUUGGAAAAUAAAUUAAUUCAUCUAAAAAAGACACUAGAGUCAAUACCAACAAAUAAAGUAACACAGGAAACAAGUGAAAUAAUAAUAAAGUUUAUAUUAAAUAAAGAAUUUGAAUUUUCAGAACAGGGCAUAGUUGGUUUAAAAAUUAUUGUUUUAUUAGGGAGCAAUUUGAAUAAUAAUGAUGAUGGGUUAAAUAAAUAUAAAAAUGAAAUUUUAAAAUAUUUUAAUAAAAUUUAUGAAAAAUUAGAACCAACUGAAGAUGAAGUAGUUAGGGAAUCACAAUCACUAUUAUUUAAUGAGCUAUUAGAAAUUUUAAAUAUUUUCGAAAUUAUAGACAAGGAUGAAAAUAUAAUUAUGGGUGAUUCAGAAGAAAAGAGCUCUUUGGUAUUAAAGUUUAUUUACUUUUUCGAAAUUAUUCAGUGUGGCAAAUGGUAUCAAAUUAAAUUUAAAAAACAAAUUCAAGAUGCAAUUAAAAUUGAAAAACAGUUGUUUGGAAACAGAGAAUUAAUCGAUUUUCAAAUUUUAACACCCAUUGCAAAUUCAUUAUUAUCAAAGUGUCGUUUCGAUUUAUUCAAAUUUAAAGAAUUUAUAGAAUCUAUUCAAAUCGGUAUAUAUAAUGAAUAUUUUACAUAUAUUUUUUCAAUUGUAGAAUUUGAUUUAUGGAUACCAUUAGUUAAAUUAUUUUCAACAAAUAGCAAUAGUAAUAAUAGUGGCAACAACAAUAGUAAUAUUAUAUAUUUAAUUAAAAAAAUAUUAAACAAAAGAAAAGAAAGAGAUUUAUACGAAAAUCAACAUAGUUUAAUCGAAAUUAGAAAGUUCCCCUUUUAUAGCUCAAUGGAAUCAAUUUUUAAAAUAGAAGAGCACUUUACAGAAAAACAAGAAAAAAAGUUUUUGAAAUCAUUAUAUAUAGAGUUUUUCGAUCAGUUAAAACAAUUUAAAACAGUAGAGUCAUUCAUAGAACCAUUAGUACAUAAAAUCAAUCAAUAUCCAAUUAAGAAAAAGUUUUUAAAAAGUAAACUAAACUAUUUAUUGUCAGAACUGGAUAUAUCUGUUAUUCAACGAGAGUUAUUGGUAAUUCAAGAUUUUAAAGAUCAGAUAGUAUCAUCAACCAUUUAUAAAGAGAAACUAAAAAUCGAUCAACAAGAAAGGUUGUUAGAGGAGAGUGAAUUAACUGUAACUUUAUUAGGUCAACUACCACAGGAAAUCAUACACCACAUUAUUAAAGUUUUGAUAAACAACUCCACUACAUCAAACUACUAUAAAUUAAUGUUGUCAUUGGUUUGCAAAGAUUUCUUUUUAGUUGUGUCUAAUGAGAUCAAUCAAUCAAUAGAGUAUCCCAUUGAUGUCACCAAUUUAUCGUUUCAUCACGGCACAAACAACAGGUACUCACUGUGGUCCACAAACAAAGUUUCAUUCAUCAAACAUUAUUGCUCGAGAAUUAUCGAAAAUGCAGAUUACCUUCAAAGCUAUUUUCAAAGAAUUAAUAUAGUCGAAAGCUUCUUUCCUUGGAGAUAUUUAUAUAGAUACCCAAAUUUAAGAGCAAUAGAUCUAUGCGGCGAGCUUAAUCAAGAGCUGUUGAACUGGUUAAUCUAUAGUCCAAACUUUGAAAAAGUAAUAUUAAAAAGCAAAUUAAGUUUAGUUAAUCAAUUCAAUAGUCAAUUAAUAAAGCUAUCAAGGAAUUUAAAACUUUUAAAAAUAACUUGUUUAAUCGACACUGAAGAAGAAGAUCAAAAUUUUAAUUACAAAUUAUUAGAUCUAGCAACUGGUAGUAGUGGUAACAUCGAAAUAGGGUGUCAAGUUUCAAUUGGUCAAUUUUUCGACAUUGAUUUCUUAUCUCAAGUAUUACCAAAAAUGAAAUACCUAACUUUAGAAAUUGAACCUUGGAAAGAGGAUAUAGAAGAAACAACAUUAUUCAACUACUUGCAGAAUCCAUAUGACUUGUUGUAUUUUGACCCAGAAAACAAUAAUAAUAAUAAUAAUAAUCAGGAAGAAAGAAUCAAUCCACAUAGUGCAAACAUGGAAUGUUUAGAAGAUUUAAUUUUAGAAUUUAAAUCAUAUGACAACUCUUUUGAAUAUUUUGACAAGCUAUUAAAACUAUUCAAGAAUGCCGUUAAUUUAAAAACAAUUCAUUUCAUUUCACCAGGUGGUGGUUUAGAAUCUAACCAACCUAAAAAAGUUAUAACAAAUAUCUUAAAAGCCAGUUCAAAUAAUUUAAAUCACAUUAAAAAUUUAAAAUCAAUUAAAAUUUCAAAGCAUCCAUUCAAAAAUAUUAAUUUAACAUAUUAUGAAAAUAUAAAUAUAGAUGAUAUAAAUUGGUUUAAUAUAAAUACAUUUAAUUUUAAACCAAAUUUAGAUUUUAUUUUAUUUUAUAAUAAUAAUAAUAAUAAUAAUAAUAAUAAUAAUAAUAAUAAUAAUAAUAAUAAUAAUAAUAAUAAUAAUAAUAAUAAAAACAAAAAUAAUAAAAAUAAAAGAAAGUUUAGUUCUAUUUAA